UGCCAGCCUAAUCGCCCUGUCCUCGUCUUUCCUGCAAUUGUUGUAUCGCUCUCUCUCUGUCCUUGUCCCGGAGUUUCCUACUUUUUCCGCAACUGUCGCUGAAGUCAAUUCGGAAUUCUGUUCUGACUUCUGCGCACCCUUAACUAUGUUCACUAACUACCUCGUGACAAUCGAUAAAGCCUUAUCACACGUGACGGUGGAAAUGCGUACUAAAGACUGAACACAUUCACUACUUCAGGGUGCUUCAGGGAUUCGUCUGCAAUGGUAAGGAAGUUGAUGUAAGUAGCUGCUGGUAGUCGCGGUGAUAUGUUCGCGUACUCGCUAGACUUCACAUUAGUUCUCAUUGUUUGAUCCCGUGUCGAUGAGAUUUGAGGAAGACCGCAAAGAGAACGUAGCUCGUGUCACCCGUAAACAGAGAAGAACUCGCGAAAAAUGACGGGUGCAAGUAGCGCAGGCAGCAUGACCGGUGGUGCGCUACCAAAAUGGCAACUCGCUCUGGCUGUUGGAGCGCCGGUUGCGUUAGGCCUCGGUUACAUGUAUUACAAGAAUAGCAGUAAACCGUCGUCCAAGUCCAAUCGAGGUAAAUCAAAAACCAAUUCGAAAGAAAACGGCACGUCGUCUGCUGACAAACAGAUCUCGAUCGACGGUGAUUGUCCGCCGAAGAACGCGACUGACUUGGAAAGCGAGACAUUAUUGGAGAAAGCUCAGAGAUUAAAAAAUGAGGGAAACAAUCUUUUCAAACUUGGGAAGUACAACGAAGCAAUAAAGCUAUACAACGAUGCGAUCUACGCCUGUCCUAAAGAAAACACCGAUGCUCUUGCUACUUUUUAUCAAAAUAGAGCUGCUGCCUAUGAACAACUGAAAGAGUACAAUGUAGUAAAAUUAGAUUGUACAAAAGCUUUAGAAUUAAAACCGAGGUAUACAAAAGCAUUAUUACGUAGAGCACGAGCAUUGGAACAAUGCUGUGAACUAGAGGCAGCUUUAGAAGAUGUUACAGCUGCUUGUAUUUUGGGAGGCUUUUCUGAUCGAAUGGCAUUGGAAAUGGCAGACAGGGUCUUGAAACGAUUAGGUAGACAGUGUGCAAUGGAAUACAUGCAAACCAAGAAGUACUCUAUGCCUAGUAAACAUUUUAUUAAACAUUAUAUCAAUAGUUUCCAUAAGGAUCCUGUUUUCAUGAUGCUUCAAGAUGAAGACAACAGUAAUAUACCUCUAAAUUUCGCAAAAAUUUUAAAAUGUGUAAAGGAUCAGAAAUAUGACGAUGUGAUACCACUUUGUACAGAAGAAAUUAAUAGUUCCGAGCCAGAUGCAUUGCCACACAAAAUGGAAGCAUUACUUUUACGGGCUACAUUUUAUCUUUUACAAGGGAAUCAUGACGCCGCGAUAGAAGACUUUGAAACAAUUAUAAAUAGCGAUGAUAUUAAGAAAAAUAUAAAAGUAAAUGCUUUAGUUAAAAGAGCUACUUUAUACAUGCAACUAGAAACUCCAGAGAAGAGUUUCCAUGAUUUUGAAAUAGCUGCUAAUCUUGAUCCUGAUUGUAGCGAUAUUUAUUCGCACAAAGCCCAGGUAAAUUUACUUAUGGAAAAAAUCGAUGAAGCCAAAGAAGACUUAAGGAAAGCUGUUGAUCUCAAUCCGAACUUUGGAGUAGGAUAUGUACAAAAAUGCUAUGCAGACUAUCAUUAUGGCAUGAUCAAGAGAGACAUGGACAUAGUAGGAAAAGCCAUGCAAGGUUUUGAAAUGGCUUUUGAAAAAUUCCCUGACUGCCCUGAUUGUUACAUUAUGUAUGCACAGGUAUUAUCAGAAUCCCAAGAAUUUGAAAAAGCGGAUACUUACUUUGCUAAGGCAGUGGGGAAAGAUCCAAAUAAUGCUACGACCUAUGUACAUAGAGGUUUGCUACAAUUGAAAUGGAAUGGCGAUAUCGAUAAAGCCCUCGAAUAUAUUAACAAAGCUAUAGAAUUAGAUGAUAAAUGUGAAUUUGGGUUAGAAACCUUAGCAACGAUUGAAGUUCAGAGAGGAAAUCUUGAAGAAGCAAUAGCAUUAUUUGAUAAAGCCUUAGCGCUAAGUCGCACCACCUCGGAGCUUGUACAUAUAUUCAGUCUAAGAUAUGCCGCGAAAACGCAGCUUACAUUAAAGGAUAAACUAGGGACGGAUAUGCUAUUAAAUUUACGAGGUGUUUCAUAAAAUAAAUUUUCGUAAAACUGCAUUGAUUGAAGUUGAAAUUUUAAAUAAAGGAUACGCAUGGUUACCAGAAUUAAAAAAUGAAGUUUCAUAUCUAUGAUAUGACCUGUAAACGUAAUUUUAUACAAGAUUUUAAUAGAAAUUUCAAGAUGUCACGCUCGAUAAUUGUUUUCACACGUGUGCUAACGUUUGGCUAAAUUAGAAGUACACAUUUGAAACUAAUUGCCGUUAUCUUACGACUAUUUCGUCUCAGUAUUUCUUUUUUUUUUUUUGAUAAAUUUAGCUGAAGCAACUUUUAAAAACUGCAUUUACUUAAUAUUUAGUUUGUUCUAAUUAGAUGUAAGGUUUUACACAGAUAUGGCAUUUGUUAUCAAUUUAAUUAUUCGUGAAAUUCCUACUUACAACAUUUAUUAUUUAUCUGUGUUGUAAAUUAUCAUGUUAAAUACAUUUAGAUUAUUUAAGCGCGCUUAAAAUUAUUUGUCACAUUUAAGAAAGUAUACGAUGCAAGAAGUGCAUAAGUAUUUUCAAACGCAGAGACUUAAAAAAGAAACAAGUAAUUACACUUUGUAAUAGUUUAUUAAUAGUUGUAACUGUGAGUCUGAAACUGUAUUUUAUAUUACUUUGUAUAUAAAACAUUUUUAAUCAGAAUAUGUAAAAUUCUUACAUAUAAAUAUUAAUGUUACUGUUAUAUUAUUUUUUAAAUGAUA
Hylaeus volcanicus is the source of this 2882-nucleotide messenger RNA. It is a transcript of the gene Tom70, whose product is annotated as mitochondrial import receptor subunit TOM70. The transcript has 8 exons. Gene Ontology annotation, molecular function: protein binding. The coding region runs from base 433 to 2178 and encodes 581 amino acids. The record is from RefSeq and is a predicted model, not a curated record. NCBI's taxonomy places the organism in Eukaryota, Metazoa, Arthropoda, Insecta, Hymenoptera, Colletidae.